UAUUUGAAAGUAUUGUGAACAAAUCAUACGUUGAAGGGGUAGAUAUCUACUACACAGCAAUCCACAAACAAUCGACAUACAUAUUUACAAUUGUAAUUGUUUUUUGUUUUUGGUUAAACGAAAGCCCACUGAAACCAAAACGCAUAGUCGUCACAUAAAAACUUAUUCCGUUGACAGCCGGAAGUUUGCGUUUGUGUCAUGUGUCGCUUGACAUACUGCUCCUCGUCUCGGUCUACAGCGCUGGAAGAAACCGGAGCGGUGGAUUCAAGUGUUUAACUCUGACUCUCCGUGUCUCUGAGUCCAUGACACAUAUCGCUCCUGCAGUUCAUAUGGGCUGUGGUCUGAAUGGCUGACGGAGGGGGACGAGGACCAAUCACGUGACAAGAUGCUGGCUCGCAACCGCUUCCUCCUUCUGGUUGUAGUGGGCGGAGCAGUGCUUGCCAUCAUCAGUCUCAGCCUUCAGUUCUUGAACCUAAUUCCCACCACUCCAAUAGUGGAGCAGAGACCUUUCCAGGCCGUAGAUGGAGGCGUCGGUGUGGCUCUGGGGAAGAGCAGAAAAAGAGUGUUCCCAGUGGUGCACGUCCAGGAAACCAACCCUGUGUUGGAGGCGUAUGGCUAUUGCAACACUCCCAACCACACGGAACAAGCCUGGGAGGGUCACAGUCCUGCCGACUACAAACUGCUCGCUGUUCACGUGAUGAUUCGCCACGGAGACCGUUACCCACUUUACUCCAUUCCCAAGACCAAACGACCCGCCAUCGACUGCACCCUGUCCUCAAGCAGGACUCCCACACACCCACUGCUGGACUCCUUUGUCAGACACAUGGCACAGGGAGGACAAGGCCACUGGGAGUCGCCACUGGGCUCACUCCCCCGUCUGCCCAACCACAAUGUCUGUGAGAUAGGCGAGCUGACUCAGACAGGUGUGGUACAGCACCUAAGGAAUGGGCAGCUCCUCCACCACGGCUACAAGGGCCACAAUCUCCUACCCUCUGAUUGGUCACCACGUCAGCUGUGGUUGGAGACCACAGGUAAGAGUCGGACCCUCCAGAGUGGUUUAGCCUUCCUCCAUGGUUUCCUCCCUGACUUUGACUGGACGAAGUUGACCGUGCGUCAUCAGUGGAGCACGCUGUUCUGCGGCGCAGCCUGUGACUGUCCAUCCAGGAACCGAUACCUGGAGGAAGAGCAGAGGAGGCAGUACCAGCUCCGAGUUGCAAAUGCUGAGUUGGAGAGAACUUACGUUGACAUGGCGCGGACUUUGGGUGUUCCCACUCGCCAGCUGCGAGCUGCAAACCCUAUAGACUCCCUGCUGUGCCACCUGUGCCAUGGCCUGUCCUUCCCUUGCGUGACUACAGGGGACAGCACAGGAUGUCUCACAAUGGCACAGUUUACUGCGAUUCGCCGGCACCAGCUAAACGACGAGGUGGAUAAGAGAAGAGCGGGGCUGUACCAUAAGUACGCGGUCCUGGCUAUGUACCCCUACCUCAACCGAACUGCAUCUAAGUUGGAGCGCGUUGCCAAAAACAGCGAGGCCGGUCGGCAGCCGCGAGCAACUGGUGAAGAGAUCUUCACCCUCUCUUCUGCUCAUGACGUCACCAUGGCCCCGCUGCUCAGCGCUCUGGGCCUGGAGGAAGCCAGGUUCCCGCGUUUUGCAGCCAGGGUGGUGUUUGAGCUGUGGAAGAGUCCGUCGCCAGCACAGCCGCAGCAGCAGCAGAAGAAGAAAGGUGGCAAAGUCAAAGAUGGGGAACCGUUCGUCAGGGUGCUGUACAACGGCGAAGAUGUCACAUUUCACACCACGUUCUGUCGAUCACAGGACCGCCACGUCCAUCAGCCUCUCUGUCCUCUGAAGAACUUUGUGUCUUUUGUCAGGAGAGACAUGUUCAGUGUUGUCAAUGCCACUUCCUACCAGGGGGCGUGUUUCAAACGCACUGGUUGACAGAAUUACAGAAAUGAAGAAGAAGAAGAAAUAACGCAGCAUUUUGAUACAUCCACAUUUUGCUAGAUUCCACUUUUGAAGCUGUUGCACUUUUAUGCCGUUGAUAGUGUCUUAAAAUUCCCAAAUAUAUUUUUACUCUACUUCUUUACUGUUGAUGAGCACAAAGUGAACAGCAAACACAUUUUACACAAACUAAUAUCAGGCAGAUUUAGAGUUCUCUUUUAGAGAGUACACAUUUAACAAACAUUACUUUUCAUGGAGAACUGAAAGCUUAAAGGUUAUUAAAUUAUUUCAGUAGUCUUAAAUGUAAUAUUCAUUCAGCAGGUACAAGUGCUCGGCCAUAAGUUUUUGUGGCAUAGUUUUGUUCCACAUUAACAUGAAUUGUUGUUCUUCAUUUGUUAUUUGCUACACAAUUGUGGUUUAAAUCUCCAUCCUUCCACAGUCUAAAGAUGCUCUAUUGGUUUGAGAUCCAGUGUCUGUGGAGGUCAUUAAAAUGCAGUAGAAUCGGAGCUCCUGUGGUGCAGCUGGUCAGUAACAAUACUCAGGUUAGUCUAGGUUAGUCUCACAAGUGUGGCCAGAUACCAGGCACCAGAUCCUUCCUUGUUUACAUCACAAGUCCUGAUCAGACCAGAUGAACACAGCAUCUGAAACCCAGACUACUGUGGUUGUUUGGUUAUUUCAGUUUUCUGUUCUUAGCUCAGCUACAGGGACACCUAGUGUCGGGUUUGGUUAGUGUAGCUCAAUUUAUGGCCAUGUCUGGCAUGCAGAAGAUCUCUUUGAAGGAAUGUGCUUGUAACAAAUGUUUUUGAGGAACUGCUUGUCUUUCAGCUCAGAUCAGUUUACCUUGGUCAUCAGGAGCCAAUCAGGUAUUUACAAAGAGUAUCACAAAUCACUGGUAAACCCUGCACAACGCUGUAUGGAAACCAAGAACCUCGCAAUUUUUCAAAGCCACAUAAAUCGUACCUCUUAAUGCCUAAAUGCACUGAGAUGCUGUUGGGUAAAUUCUAUAGAAGCUACAAAAAAUAAUAUACGUUAACAAGGAAAAUACUCAAAUAUGAAACUAUUUUUCUGGUUGUUUAUUGAUUCUCAAUUAUAACAUUUUUCAAAAGAUCUGCUCAAGAAAAUAUUAAUUCAAAUGCUGUUUUUUCUUUUCUUUUUCUUUACACAGGUAACCUUAUAACUGUAGUCUGACAGUAGACAUUUCCCAUUUUCAUAGUCUUAUCCUGUAAUGUUAACUGUCAACGGCUGAUCAUCUCUUUGAUAUGUACUGUGGUGUCCUCAUAGUAACACACACACAUCCUGUUUUUUCGGCACUGAGCCACUUUAUUCCUACAUUCCACACUACAGUGCGACUGUAAAUGUUUUUUCAGAUAAAAGGGAAACUGGAAGUUUUGAUGCUGAAUUUAACAUUAUUUUAAAAAUGGAUACGUCAAUAACUCUUUCAAUAACAAAAGUCUUUGAUCUGUUGAGUAUGAUCUAACUUAUUUACCAGUUUAGCAUUACUUUCACUAAAAGGCUAAUUGUUGUCUUUUAUCCUUUUUUAAUUUCCCUUUAGGGGCUCAGUAGACAUGACAUGUUAUGUUACAGAAAAACGUAUUAAAAAUGAAGAUAAACAUCAUGA
Molecule: messenger RNA, 3557 nt
Organism: Cynoglossus semilaevis (tongue sole)
Lineage: Eukaryota; Metazoa; Chordata; Actinopteri; Pleuronectiformes; Cynoglossidae
Gene: pxylp1
Product: 2-phosphoxylose phosphatase 1
Exons: 6
Coding region: 386-1936 (516 amino acids)
Biological process (GO): dephosphorylation; chondroitin sulfate proteoglycan biosynthetic process; glycosaminoglycan biosynthetic process
Cellular component (GO): Golgi apparatus
Molecular function (GO): phosphatase activity
Source: RefSeq, a predicted model, not a curated record